Seminavis robusta is the source of this 4209-nucleotide messenger RNA. The record is from the annotation of a GenBank genome assembly. Lineage: Eukaryota; Bacillariophyta; Bacillariophyceae; Naviculales; Naviculaceae.
AUGGGCUUUUGCCGUCGUUCAUCGAUGGACUACACAGAAGUGCGACUGGGCAGUGGUAACUGGGAGUCUGUGAACAUGAACGAAUAUCUCGUCCAAAUCUUGCUGUCGGAGCUCAUGGACGUGCCUACUAGUAUCGAGGGUGGAGAACCUGACGUGAACAUUAACCUGUAUCAAGAAAACAGCAAUUUUGACUUUUGGAACGUCAAAGUAGAUGUGUUCCGCCAUCCUGAGAUGUCUACUGCUGGCCGUGUUGAUGAUUGCCGCAUGGUCACAACCGAUCCAGAGAACUACGAACCUUGCUACCACGUUUAUCCAGAGAUAUGGUGGCAGAGCAAGAAGGACUUGCCCUUUCCAGAGAUGGAGUCACUGCUGGAUCUGGGCGUCUUAUCGACUCUGGCCAUCUACAUACCCAAAUUUGCUCUGCAAAGAGACACCUCCUUGAACUCAUUUAUUGGUUUGAGGGGAGAAGACAAUCGGCGCAAGCUCGCAGAAACCUUCAAGUCGCCGACGAGAUGGGGGGACUACUGCAAGGAGGUGUCGCCGACGAACUGCACUAUACCCGAUCCCAUUGCCGAACGUGCUCCCCUCGAAGAGGAUGAGGAAAUGCUCUUCUUCUCUGCUGGGGUCUACAAUGGUCACUUCCGUAUGACGCAAGACUGCGAUGCCAACCCCGAAUGUGCCGGUGACUUCAUUAAUAUUGCCUGCGACUGGACCACCUACGCUUUGCAGCAGAUCUACCACAACGACAUUGCACUCGAGAUGCGUGGCCCCCUAGCCAGUGGUGGAUACUCUUACGACGAACAAGUUCAGAUCUACGCUGCUGCCAAUGCAACCAAAGAGGCCGUCAUGGUUCUUAUGUAUGACACAGACACUCCUUAUUCCGAGUGGCUAGGGACGGACGCAGAGAUGACAAGAGUGAACUUUGCACCUCCCACGCAGAAGUGCUUUGAUAGUCGCAUCACAUCCACCGAUACGUGCAAUCCUGACGCUACUCCCGAGCAACUCUAUGGCUCCCCCGAUGGAGCAUGCGAUACAUCUGCCCAGGCUCUCAAAAAGAUGUUGAGCUAUGCAUUCCAUCGAAUUACUAUUGGAGACGACAUAGCAGAAGAGUUCCAAAGCCCGGCAUAUGAGGCUUUCCAGAGCUACCAAAUAUCGGAGCUUUCGUACAGCGAGAUCUUUCAAAUGUGGAAGUCGCGUGGAACGGAUCCUUGGGGAUAUGACUUGAGGGACGCAGUCUGUCAGUUUUUCGUCCAGAACCUGGACGUCUUUCAGGCCUUUGUACCCGAGUCGCAUCCAAGGGUGGUGGUGGAGGCAGAGACAUCCAAAACUUCUGGUCUGAUGGAAGCCGCUCUAGGCAUUGCAGCUGUCGCUGUAAUCCUUGUCAUUGUCUCACUUCUGGUUGCAUUCCGAAAGAGGAAAACAAAGGUGCUUUAUCACACACAGAAUGAGUUUCUGAACCUUAUUCUUUCGGGCAUGCUUAUAGUUUCAAUCGGUGCAAUUCUUUUGACAGUUGCUGUUGCCGAUUGGACUUGCGCUCUACUUCCAUGGGUCAUUAACUUGGGCUGGGUACUGCAAUUAGUGCCAUUGUACUGCCGUAUCUCUGGCAUCAGCGAACUCGCCACUUCUGGGAAGCAGAUGGAGCGUGUCCGCUUGAAUAUAAAAUGGCUCUGCACCAACGUUGCAGUUGUGGCAUUUGUGUUGGUCGCAUUUCUGGUCACUUGGGUGUUACUUGACACUCCCGAGAAAACUUUUGAGUAUGAAAUGUCAACUGACAAAACACCUCAAGGCGAGACCAUCAUCAUGGCCUAUCCUUACUGUGGAUCAGUCGAGAGUUACUGGAUUAUACCAGUUUUUGGAUGGCGGGCUCUUCUCGUCAUUCCAAGUUGCAUGAUUGCCGUGUUGGCAAGUCGUGUCAAGGAAGAUCUGAAUGACACCCACACGAUGUCUAAGGCGCUCUAUACCCACGCCGUGUCCUUGUCGCUGGAGGUGAUCUGCUUCCUUGGCUUGUAUGGGUCAUCGAAUUCAGACUUGAUGGGGUACACCAGUGUCAUCUUCAGUACCGAUACGAUUGUGAGUCUGGCAGUCUAUGUUGUCCCAAAGUUCCUGAACAGUGGACAGGAGGUCGACGAUGAACCCUUGCCUGAUGUAUUUGUGCACACAACGAUAGCAUUGCUCGAAGUCGAUGGGUUUACAGCUUGGAGCUCUGUUCGAGAACCCGUACAGGUCUUCCAGUUCCUGGAGCAGCUUUACGGGUACUUUGACAAGCUUGCUGAGAAACACGGUGUAUACAAAAUUCAGACAGUCUCUGAGUUGUACAUCUCAGCCACAGGAAUACCAACAUGUCAAGGCAACCAUUGCAUUCUCAUGGCAUCUUUCGCAAUAGAUUGCUUGAAGAAGAUGCCCAAGGUUGUCAAGAAUAUGGAGGUGCAUUUUGGCCCUGACACAAGUGGCCCUGUGACUGGUGGUUUCUUGAAAGGAAAAGGUGAACGCUUCCAAAUCGUUGGCGACACCGUCACAACCGCUCAGUUGAUUCAGAAACAUAGCUUGAGAAAUAGAAUUCACUUGUCCCAGGCCACUGCCGAACUGCUCAUUCAGGCCAACAAGCGGGCCUGGGUCAUGGAACGAGAAGAUCCAGUAGACACAGAAGAAAAGGGAACAAUGAAAACCUAUUGGCUAGUGAAAGGUUCUCACCGUGAGUACGACAUGCCAGAGCGGCACUCGUGCUAUGAAUCAAUUCCGAGCGACGAAGCCGAGGAUGACAUCAAGUUCUCAAAGCUGAAAAAUGAAGAGCGAUGGGUUGAGUUCAACGUGGAAACAUUCAAAGGCUUGCUGAAGCAAAUCAUAGCACGAAGAGACGGAUCAUUGAGCAACUUGACGUCCUCGAAUCACUUGCUUCACCCCUCUCGUGUUCCCGAAGCAAACAUGCCAUUGGAAGAGGUGAAAGAAGUAAUAAUGCUCCCAAGCUUCGACAAAAGAGCCGCGCGACGACAACUGGACUUUGACAAGGUGGAGAUCCAAGAAAACGUUGUGUUCCAGCUCAGGGAAUACAUCUCCAUUGUUGCCAGCUGCUAUAAUGACAACCCCUUUCACAACUUUGCCCAUGCAUCGUAUGUUGUCAUGGCAAUCAAAAAGUACAUGAACCGAAUCAUCGCUGCAAGCGAGAUGGAUGUCGGGCACGCCGUUGAAGAACGCGUUCGAAGCAGCGUUCAAGCUGCCAUUCACUCUCAUACGUAUGGUAAGGAACUCAAGACAAACGAUUUAUGGGAGAUGGUCCAACUGCAUUCUUCUCACACAAAGACCUUCCGUUCUGUCAAACAAAAAGGCAUCACUAGCGAUCCGCUUACACAGUUUGCGUGCGUUUUCAGUGCCCUUAUUCACGAUGUCGACCAUCCUGGAGUUCCGAACCCACAGUUGGUCCGCGAAGACAAGGAAGUUGCCGAACGCUUCAAAGCCAGGAGUGUGGCAGAGCAGAAGAGCUUCGUCGUCUCAUGGAAUCUUCUCAUGGAGGAAAGGUUCUCUGCCUUGUUGUCGACCAUAUGUAGCACACCAAAGGAACUCCAACGCUUUCGACAGCUGGUGAUCAACAGCGUGAUGGCGACGGACUUGGGGGAUAAACAGCUCAAAGAACUCCGUAAUGGCAGAUGGGAGAAGGCUUUUGCAACAAGCGAUGAGUCUAGCAGCCUCAAUACUGGCGGAUCAUCAGAUACCUUGAGUUCUUGCGCUGAUCUCGAAAGCGGCCGUGAACGAACGUGCAUCCAGAUCAACCGAAAGGCAACAAUUGUUAUCGAGCACCUCAUUCAGGCAGCUGAUGUGGCCCACAUGUCUCAGCACUGGGCCAUCUAUCGCAAAUGGAACCGCUUGCUGUUUCGGGAAAUGUACAAGGCAUGGCGUGAAGGAAGAGCCGAGCAUAAUCCAGCAGAGGACUGGUACAAGGGAGAAAUCGGCUUUUUUGACUUUUACAUCGUUCCUUUAUCCAGGAAGCUUCGCGAUUGCGGUGUGUUUGGACCCACUUCGGAUGAGAACUACAACUAUGCCACGAACAAUAGAAACAUGUGGGUUCAGGAAGGGCAGGGAAUUGUCAAAGUUCUGUUGGCUGAAGUUGAGAUGGAGUAUUCAAAAAUGCCCGAGAUGUACCCCGGCGAUGAUGACAUUGAACGCGCAUUCCCGCUGGUGGCUGGUCCCUCCAUUCCUACGCCUCCAUCCGCGUAG